AUGUCUUCUCGACACUCUCCGUAUUGUUCCCUCCAUCGUGAACACUCUACCCUUGCAGUGCCAGACAGUCUCCGUCCAAGCAGCCCCUCUACAACGUCAGAGGCAGAGUCUGAACAAUCCAGUGCAGGAAAGCUAGAUUCAGAGGACCCAGAUACAAGCUUCAGUGUUGACGAAGGCCAUACUGAAGGACGUUCCAACUGCUGCGGCCUGGAGGAUAGGCUGAAGGAACUUGAGAGGUCGUGGCUGCUCCUCCCACACUCUGUCAAACUAUUUGGGGACUGGCUAGAGGAACCUCAGUUUCCUUUGAUACGCAAACAAGAACACCGUGUCGUGUGUGUCUCUGUCCAGGAGUGGAGCCAAAUUGUUCAUUUCAUCGUUGAGAAACAACCGAAGGUUGUGCAAUUUUUCAAAUUUAUUUGGGACGACAUGACAGAGACGCUGGAGGUCCACGGAAAUAUAGGCGCAGUCCACCAGGAGGCAAGCUCAAGGCUGGGAAAAAUAUGCAAGAUGAAUACGGAGCUAUUCGUCAAUUAUUUCCCAGAGCUGCCCAAGACAGACGGUGGAAUCUCUGCAUCUCACAACGAGUACGAUCAAGAGUUAGACCAGGUGCCCAUGCAGGAGAUUUCUGAGCACGAAGGUUCAGCCAAGGCCAGCGCUAUUGGCUGUAACUUCACAGUAGCCGACAAUGUCGGUAGUUGCCAAGUGCGCCAACCUUUCCCUGCCUCUCCAACAGCAGAUUCCAGAGUCGACAUCGCACCCCUCUGGAGCAUUGAGGUAUCGGACAAGCAAACACGCAAAGACGUGUUUGCUAAAACCCAUGAUGCAUCACUCAUCAAAGUUGGCGGGCAGUAUAAGUAUGGCCCCACGGUACACCUGGUCCUUGACGUGAACGAGGCCCCACGUGACAUCAAGUCACACCCUGAAGUCGAGAAGAUGGAACAUAUCAGGGCUCUUCAGGCCAUCCCUCGUCCAGAACAGGAUGACCCUACCGUCCUUGACCCUGGGUACGUUUAUGAUGGGAAGGUAGUCCAGGGUCGCAUCACUUGCACUCUCUACGUCUUCUACGGGCACGCGGAUUUGGAGCUCCUCAGGGAAGGCCUCCGACUCAAUAAGCCAGAGGAAUGGUACAUUGAGCAAGGCAUCGCAGCGCAUAUCUUAACUGGCUGGCACAACGCCAAGCACCUAGAGGACAGGAGGCGCUUUGACAAUGGCUGCUUCAGCAAAGCCGUUGUCGGUAUGCGUCGUACAGUCUUAAAUCAGGGAGCAUACCUCUGGUUCAGGCAUGACCCUAAUGCCACUGAAGCAGCUGCCGCUGCAUUCCUAGAAAGGCUCCAAGUGAAGGACAGCAAGACGCCUCUCCCUCGUGCAUCCACCUCCUCCUCCACGUCUGCCGUCACUUCCUCUACUGCUGACGUAGCCAACAAGCUACUGGAAGCAGCAAGGAAGAAAGCAGAGGACGCACCUGUCCUUUCAAAGCUCGCUUGGAUAGCUAGCAGUGUCGCCAUAGCAGCCAGGCAGGCAGCUCAACAGGUCGUCGAGAACUCUAGUCAGGACUAUCGUGCUGAACCUGGGGUUCAGUUUGGCGACAGCACUACUAUUGAUGGUUCUGUUCUCCAUGACUGGGCAGCUGAUGACGCCCUCAGCGACUACGAGCGGCGGACAAAACGGAACGAGAGAAAGCGCCGGCGUUCGGAGGAUGAGAGGCAGGAGGGCAACGAACUAGACAAGGAAGCAGAGGGCGCAGAGGAGAACAGGAGAAAGCGCCUUGCUCAGCUGGUGCUGAACAUACCGACCGCUGUACCUUGGGUGGGCACUCUGAGCGUCGCAGAUCAUAGGGAGAGGGAGGCGGAUGAAGCAGAGACUGCCAAAUGGGAAGAGGAGCGAGUGAAGAAAGCAGGGGACGGUGACCCUAGCGAGGACUAUGCCCCUUGA
Fomitopsis serialis is the source of this 1932-nucleotide messenger RNA. RefSeq lists its product as uncharacterized. The transcript is spliced from 7 exons. The coding region runs from base 1 to 1932 and encodes 643 amino acids. NCBI's taxonomy places the organism in Eukaryota, Fungi, Basidiomycota, Agaricomycetes, Polyporales, Fomitopsidaceae. The record is from RefSeq and is a predicted model, not a curated record.